AUGACCACACAGCGCUAUAAGGCCAGAAGGGCCGUCAUCAAGUGUUGGAAGGAGUUUCUUGGGACCCACGGCACUCGAUCCUGCAGUCUGUGGAGGACUGGGGUUUCAGCUGAGGAUAAGGAGCCAAAGCCUGCAGACCUCAUUGAAAUCUUCAGAGGUGGAUAUCAGCACUGGGCGAUUUAUGUUGGAGAUGGAAAUGUGAUUCAUCUGGUCCCACCCUCUGAGCACGCUGAUGUCGGGGUCAGCCGUGUGAAGUCAGUGCUGCACGACGAGGCCACAGUGAAGAAAGAACAACUGCAGGAUGUGGUUGGCAGCGAUAAAUACCGGAUCCACAAUCUUCUGGAUGAGCAACAUGAGCCACGUCCCAUUCAAGACAUUCUACUGGACGCAGACAGCCUCGUGGGGAAAACACGUCCAUACAAUCUGUUCACACACAACUGUGAGCACUUCGUUACGCUGUUGAGAUACGGAACGCCACAGUCCCAGCAGGUACCUCACAUACAGAAUUAA
Messenger RNA from Onychostoma macrolepis, 510 nucleotides. Its product is annotated as phospholipase A and acyltransferase 4-like. Gene Ontology annotation, biological process: N-acylphosphatidylethanolamine metabolic process. Gene Ontology annotation, cellular component: cytoplasm. NCBI's taxonomy places the organism in Eukaryota, Metazoa, Chordata, Actinopteri, Cypriniformes, Cyprinidae. The record is from RefSeq and is a predicted model, not a curated record. Bases 1 to 510 code for a protein of 169 amino acids. The transcript has 4 exons. Gene Ontology annotation, molecular function: glycerophospholipid phospholipase A1 activity; A2-type glycerophospholipase activity.